Musca vetustissima is the source of this 966-nucleotide messenger RNA. RefSeq names its product thioredoxin-related transmembrane protein 1. The transcript has 4 exons. Lineage: Eukaryota; Metazoa; Arthropoda; Insecta; Diptera; Muscidae. The record is from RefSeq and is a predicted model, not a curated record. The coding region runs from base 1 to 966 and encodes 321 amino acids.
AUGCAAAAAUUUGCAAAUCGCAAUUGGGCGUUUUUGGUCAUAAUUCUUGGCUUUGUUGUUGUCCAGGCGGCAGAGCAGCAGCAGACAAUACAAAAAUCCACCAAAUCAUUAAUUGAGUUAAAUGAAGACAAUUGGUCGCUGAUGUUAAAGGGCGAAUGGAUGGUGGAGUUUUUUGCCCCCUGGUGUCCAGCAUGUAAAAAUUUGGCCCCCACCUGGGAACGUUUUGCAACGACAGCCGCUGAUAUUAAUGUGAAUGUUGCAAAAAUUGAUGUAACCACGUCGCCUUCUCUUAGUGGGCGAUUCUUUGUCACCGCCUUGCCAACCAUCUAUCACGUUAAAGAUGGUGAAUUCCGUCAAUAUCGUGGCUCACGUGACGGCGAUGCCUUAAUGUUCUUUGUCAAACAAAAACAAUGGACCAAAUUGGAACCAAUCUCUGCCUGGAAAAAACCCGAUACCGUGCACAUGUCCGUUUUGUCGUAUUUCUUUAAAUUGUCGCACACUUUGAAGGAUUUCAAUGCCCGCCUACAAGAAGAAUAUGGCCUGCCCACUUGGGGUUCUUAUGCCCUCUUUGCCAUUGGUACCAUUUUCGUGGGUGCUGCCUUGGGCUUGAUGUUGGUGUGUGUUGUCGAUUUCCUUUAUCCACCCAAGAAACAUCAACGUCAAAGUUUCUCCGAAUCCAAGGAGAAUGGACAAAAUGGCAUUGAAGAUAUAGCCAAUGAUGAAAUUGAAGAUGAUGCACCACAAAAUGAUGACGACGAAGAAGAAGACGGCGGCGAAGAAGAGGAGGAGGAUGAAGAAGAGGCUGGCAAUGAUGAGGAUGCCUCAACCGAAGAUGAUGACAAACAAAGUGAGUCCGAGGAACCUGAGAGUGAGAAAAAACAACCUGCAAAACAGCAGCAGGAGGAGAAGAACAAUAAACCUAGUCCCACAGAAGUGCGUAAACGUAAACCACGCAAGGCAGAUUAA